AUGGAUGACGAUUCCUACCCCAGAACGUUGUACGUGGGAAACCUCUCUAGGGAUGUGACCGAAAUUCUGAUUCUACAACUGUUCACUCAAAUAGGGCCUUGUAAAAGUUGUAAAAUGAUCACAGAGCAUACGACGAAUGACCCCUAUUGCUUCGUGGAAUUCUUUGAACACAGAGACGCUGCAGCAGCCCUCGCCGCUAUGAAUGGAAGAAAAAUACUUGGAAAGGAGGUCAAAGUAAAUUGGGCCACCACGCCAAGUAGCCAAAAGAAAGACACAUCCAAUCAUUUCCAUGUGUUUGUGGGUGAUCUGAGCCCUGAGAUUAGCACAGAAGAUGUAAGAGCUGCAUUUGCACCUUUUGGGAAAAUCUCAGAUGCUCGUGUUGUGAAGGACAUGGCGACAGGCAAAUCAAAGGGGUAUGGAUUUGUGUCCUUCUACAACAAACUGGAUGCAGAGAAUGCCAUUGUUCACAUGGGCGGCCAGUGGCUGGGAGGACGUCAAAUCCGGACCAACUGGGCAACACGAAAACCACCUGCUCCCAAAAACACUCAGGACAAUGGCUCAAAACAACUGAGAUUCGAUGAUGUUGUGAGCCAAUCCAGUCCACAGAACUGUACUGUGUACUGUGGAGGGAUUCAAUCUGGACUAACUGAUGAAAUAAUGCGGCAGACCUUCUCGCCAUUCGGUCAGAUCAUGGAAAUCAGAGUCUUCCCUGAGAAAGGUUAUUCAUUCAUCAGGUUUUCCUCCCAUGACAGUGCUGCACACGCUAUUGUGUCAGUAAAUGGCACAGGCAUUGAAGGACACAUAGUCAAGUGCUACUGGGGCAAAGAAUCUCCUGAUAUGACCAAAAGUUCCCAACAGGUUGAAUACGGCCAGUGGGGCCAAUGGAAUCAGGUCUAUGGGAGUCCGCAGCAGCAGUAUGGACAGCAGUAUAUGACUAAUGGAUGGCAAGUUCCCUCCUAUAACAUGUAUGGCCAGUCAUGGAAUCAACAAGGAUUUGGAGUAGAGCAGUCUCAGUCGCCUGGUUGGGUCGGAGGAUUUGGCUCUCAGUCAGCUCAGGCUUCUGCCUCGGCAAAUUCAGUUGUGUCCAACUUCAACAUGACUGGUUAUCAGACACAGUGA
Nerophis lumbriciformis (worm pipefish) is the source of this 1119-nucleotide messenger RNA. The record is from RefSeq and is a predicted model, not a curated record. Lineage: Eukaryota; Metazoa; Chordata; Actinopteri; Syngnathiformes; Syngnathidae.